GAACGCGGCGCUCAACGUGCUUCCUCUCUCACGUGUCCCCCCCUUUCUCUUUUUUCCCCUUCAGGCAUGCUUCUGGUCACAGCAGACACCCUGGGCCACGAUUUCCACAUCUUCCAAGUCCUCACCCACCCGUGGUCCUCCUCGCAAAGCGCCAUCCAUCAUUUGUACACGUUACACCGCGGGGAGACCGAAGCCAAAGUGCAAGACAUCGCCUUCAGCCACGACUGCCGCUGGGUGGCCGUCAGCACCCUCCGGGGCACUUCCCACGUCUUCCCCAUCAAUCCCUACGGAGGGCAGCCCUGCGUUCGGACUCACAUGUCACCCCGGGUGGUCAACCGCAUGAGUCGCUUCCAGAAGAGUGCCGGGCUGGAGGAGAUCGAGCAAGAGCUGACCACCAAACAAGGAGGGCGCUGCAGUCCCGUGCCAGGGCUUUCCAGCAGCCCGUCUGGGUCCCCUCUCCAUGGUAAACUGAACAGUCAAGAUUCUUACAACAAUUUCACCAACAAUAAUCCGGGAAACCCUCGCCUGUCCCCACUCCCAAGUCUCACCGUGAUGGUGCCUCUUGCUCAGAUCAAACAACCCAUGACUCUGGGAACCAUCACGAAACGUACGGGCAAAAGCAAACCAGCUCCACAAAUUUCACCCAGCAAAUCUGUUGGAGGAGAAUUCUGCGUUGCUGCGGCCUUCGGCUCAUCCCGGUCGUGGUUUGCAAGCAAUCCUGGUCUUAAAAGAGAAAAAGAACAAUCCAAGCAAUUCGUUGUGGAGUCUUUAUACAUCAUCAGCUGCUAUGGGACUUUGGUGGAACACGUCCUGGAGCCCCGAGCUCUCUGCACCGCCCCUAAGAUCAGCGAUGACACCCCACUGGAAAUGGUGACCUGCCCACGGGCUAGCUGGACCCUCGUCAGAACGCCCCAGUGGAACGAGCUGCAGCCGCCUUUUAACUUGAAUCACCCCCUGCUUCUAGCCGCAGAUUCUGUGCAGUGUUACCAGUAUCUCCUUCUCGGCUUGGUUCCGCUGGGGAGUCCAGGAGCGAUUACGCGCCACGAUUCCUAUGACAGCUUAGCUUCCGAUCACAGUGGACAGGAAGAUGAAGAAUGGCUGUCUCAGGUGGAAAUUGUGACUCAUACUGGACCUCACCGGCGCCUCUGGAUGGGCCCACAGUUCCAGUUCAAGACUAUCCAUCCUUCUGGCCAAACCACUGUGAUUUCCUCCAGUUCUUCCGUGCUUCAGUCCCACGGCCCGAGCGACACACCGCAGCCUCUCCUGGACUUUGACACCGAUGAUCUGGAUCUGGACAGUCUCAGAAUCCAGCCUGUACGUUCUGAGCCUGUGACCAUGCCAGGAUCGUCAUGCCCAGCUACUGAUCUACGAGGAAGAUCUUCAGCAACUGAUACUACCUCAGGGACCUUUGACCGGAGCAUGACUCUUCUGGAAGUCUGCGGAAGCUGGCCGGAGAGCUUUGGGCUGCGUCACCUGUCUUCCCUGGAGCAGACGGACGAGGGUCUUCGGGAAAGACUGGCGGACGCCAUGUCCGAGUCGCCCAGCCGGGACGCAGCGGCAUCUGGAACAGAGUUCCAGCGCGAAGGAAGCAUUGAAACCUUGAGUAACAGCUCAGGGUCUACCAACGAGAGCAUCCCACGAACCUUGGAUGGUUACCGGUCCCCACUUCCCACCGAAAGCCAGCCCUUGAGCCUCUUUUCAACGGGUUUCCCAUAAACCAUGUUCCUGGGGGGAGGGGGGGAAGACAACUUCAGCUUAGAUUGACCGACCAACCAGUCAACCUUCUACAGAAGUUCUUGAUGUCCACCCAAUUCAGCGGUUCCCUAAAAAAACCCACGGAUGCUGGGUCUGCUUUUCGCCCUUCCGAGACUCUACGAAGAAAAUGCUGCCUUUGCUUUAUUGUGCAAUAGGACUGGGGAGAUUCUUUGCUAAGGUUUCUUCUCUUGAUCUUCAAAUCAGGGGUGGCUGUUUUCAAGAUGCAUUUUAAAGCUCCUGGCCAAAAUGGGCUGUUCCUCUUUCCCCAGUCUUUCCUCUGCCUCUGCGCCAAAUUGAGAUUUAAACUCUGAAAGUCAGUUCAUCGCUGUUUUUGUAAGACUUAAACUCGUUGUCUAUCUCUGGUGUGUUUAGAAAAAAAGGUCCCUUGCCUCAGAGUUGUUGGUAUCUUUGCAAAUCUCUGAAGCGUCAACCGUUGGGGGUCCUUGAUGGCCUCUGAGCUUGGUGGUUUUCUUUCAGACCUUACAUUUACCAAACUAGGCAACGAGCACUGAUGAUGUUACCUAGUUUGGUAGUGAAACGUCUGCAAGAAAACCACCAAGCUCAGAGAGCUCUCAGGACCCCUCAGUUCAACCCUGUGCUACAAAUAUUCUCAAAUUCAGAUUAGAUUCAAAUGAUUACAAGAAAUCCUCAAAUCGGCCUUGCAUUUGACAUCUCUGUGCUUUGUUCCCUGGCAAUUAAAGCCAGCUAUAUUACAUGCAAAGGAGUUUUUUAUAAUUAUUUUAAUUUUAUUUCAUUUUUUUCCCUCUUUCUUUCCCGGGAAGAAUAACCUUUGAUUUUUUUUUUCCCUUUUGUUUUAGAAAUAGACUUCAUUGAAUGAUAAUUCAAACUGUAAAUUUCUUUCAUUUGGGUAUUAUGUUGUUUAUUGGAACUCCUCCUGUCUGUGUUAAAAUGCUUGUGAUGUUGAAUAAACUGCUAUGGCAAAACAA
Molecule: messenger RNA, 2702 nt
Organism: Crotalus tigris (Tiger rattlesnake)
Lineage: Eukaryota; Metazoa; Chordata; Lepidosauria; Squamata; Viperidae
Gene: BCAS3
Product: BCAS3 microtubule associated cell migration factor
Exons: 11
Coding region: 67-1716 (549 amino acids)
Biological process (GO): response to starvation; autophagy
Cellular component (GO): cytoplasm
Source: RefSeq, a predicted model, not a curated record